Messenger RNA from Necator americanus (New World hookworm), 939 nucleotides. RefSeq lists its product as uncharacterized. The transcript is spliced from 3 exons. Lineage: Eukaryota; Metazoa; Nematoda; Chromadorea; Rhabditida; Ancylostomatidae. The record is from RefSeq and is a predicted model, not a curated record. The coding region runs from base 1 to 939 and encodes 312 amino acids.
AUGGAGAAAAUCAUCUACGACUUCUACUCUGAUCUCUUCGACAGCCAUGUCCACUUGCCUCCUCACCAUCUGAGGGAAGACGGACAUGUCAUUCCAGAGGUUCUCCCGUCCGAAAUGCGACAUACUAUCAUGUUAGUAAGAAAUCGUACGGCACCCGGUCCCGACAGAAUAAGACCAGAACAGCUGAAGAGCCUUCAGCCAUGGAAGACCAGCAAGACCGUGUUGCUGUAUAAAAAAGGAGAUCCACAUGACAUCAGCAACUAUCGUCCAAUCUGCUUACUGUCCGUCAUCUACAAGCUCUUUACAAGAGUAAUCCUUAAUAGGAUUGAAAAAGUCUUGGAUGAAGGACAGCCAUGCGAGCAAGCAGGGUUUCGAAAAGGAUUCAGCACGAUUGACCACAUUCACAUUGUUUCGAAACUCAUCGAGGUAUCACGAGAGUACAAGAUGCCGCUCUGUCUCACCUUCAUCGACUUGAAAAAGGCCUUCGACUCAGUUGAGACGGAAGCGGUCGUGGAAGCCUUGGACAACCAAAGCGUCCAUACUCAGUACAUAAAGGGUGAUACAAUCCCAUCCAAAAUAUUCACAGCCACCCUCGAGAACGCAAUGCGAAAGUUGGAAUGGGACUACAUGGGAGUGAAGGUUGAUGGUCGGCAGCCACACCAUUUGUGCUUUGCUGAUGACAUCGUACUGAUAACACCUAGCAUCAGCCAAGCGGAACGAAUGCUGAGAAUUCGACGAAACAUAUGGAUGCAUCGGUCUUCAGCUGAAUCUACAAAAGACGAUGUUCAUGCGGAACGGAUGGGUCUCAGAUGCCCCAUUCACGCUCAACGGAACGAACUUAUCCGAAUGCACCAGCUACGUUUAUCUGGGUCGGGAACUGAACAUGAUGAACGACCUGACCUCCGAGGAGGAGACGAGCGGUCUCCUCCUCGGAUGUGA